AUGUCGAGUGCUCCUCCUUUGAAGCCCCGAAAAGAGAGCGAUUGCUGCGCCAUCCGCGCGUUCUACAGUGGUAGCGGAGCCCCGGCGACGGCUGGGGUGACGCGAGUGGUCUUCUACCUCAAGAGGGGGACGCCCCGUGGCGAGGUGGACGAGCUGGAGGAGAAGGAGUGGCUUCAUCUUGCAGAGGACCUCAUCAGCUACGGCAGCCCGGAGAAGUACCUUUACAAAGGGAGUGGACCUUGCGGUCCUAGCAUGGAGACAGGGGCACGGCUGACAGGCUUUCCCUGGAGAGGCCAAGGCGGUGGAGGCAAUGCGGCUGGCAUGACAGCCGGUGGUGGCGAUGACGAGGACCCGGAUGACGAGUACGAGCCGGUGGACGUGGAGUUGCCAGCAGCAGGCAUGGGAGCUGGAACCGUUGCCCCGCGACCAAGGUCACGGCCGACUACCCCAACAGCUAGCGAAAGCCGGAAGUUCUUCGACUACAAGAUGGACCCAGCACCGAGCUGGGGAGGCGACCAGCCUGAGAAGAAUUGGAAAGAGUACCACAGGAAUUUGCAGCUGUGGUUGAUCGAAGCGGAGUCCAGACUUCCGCCGACCCUCAUCGGCAAGAGGAUCAUAGAUGGCAUCCCGCUGGGCAGCAAGUUGCUACAAGCCAUCGUGCGGAUCAUUGAGGGACCACGAGUAUCUCAGGGACAGCGGCUGGAACAGUCCUUCGAUGAGGCGAUCUUUCGUGGUAAGCGUGAUCGAGGCAACUUCAGCACUGACCAGAAGCAGCGCUUGAAAGUGGUAACGGAUGGAAGUAUCGACUACCAGGAAAUCGAGAAGGCGGAGUACCCUGACGAGAGCUAUGAGGGUGGUUACUACCCCGAGGGCACCUACUACAGCGAGGAGAUUGAGUACGAGGAUUACCUCUUUGGAUCUGCUGGACUUUGGCCCUUUCAGAUGAACCCCAUGGACGGUCAUGACGAGGACGAAGCCUUGGAGAUCGUGAGUAACUACUUGGAGAAAAAGCUCUAUGAGGUGAGAGACCGCAUGAAAGGCAAGGGACACGGCAAGAAGGGCAAAGGGAAGGCAAGUUUGGAGCUCGCAAUCACACCGUUGGGAGGAGAUGGCCGGACCUCCGAGGUACAACAAGACUCGGCCUUCAGCUUCAAAGUCCUCGGUGAGCUGCUGGAGGAGUGCGGAGGACCUGCCCAGCUGCAGUCCAUGCUGCACCCCGCCUUCCGAGGCAAGCAGACCUCCCAGCCCGGCACCUUGGAGAACUCCGAGUAUGUCCGCACCCUUCGAGGCUUCCGCCCGAAGAUCGAGAAGCUGGGCAACGUUUUGUCCGUGAACGCCAUGCGCACCAUGGAACAGGCGAAGCUGGAUGCGGCGGCCGUUUCAGAGGUUCGACAGAGCGCCGGCGAAGCUUGUGACGCGCAUUCGGCCGAGGCAGAGGAGCUUGAGCUCGCUGCCAAGCCGAAGGGCAAAAGAGUGCCAAAGGCGAAGCCGAGGGAUAAGCCGCGGCUGUCCAAGAAGGCUCGGAAGAUGCUGAAGGAGGGCGUCGAGGCGGAUGACGCAGACUUCGACAUCCGCAUCUCAGGUGGUGAUGCCAAGCCGAAGCGAGGGGAAGGGGAACAGUUCUAUCUCAGCACCGCCGUGGACCUUCAAGCUGAGGCUAGAGAGAAAGGCUUUGAGAUGGAGCAGUACCAAAUGGACCUCCUGCCUGACGACUCAACGGACAUCAAGAAGGCCAAGAGCGUGAUGCGCUGGGACGCCAAGCGCAAGAAGUAUUUGCCGACCAUGGUCACCGCCGACGGCAAGGCCCUGAAGGGACAGCGCCGGAACGAGAGCGGGAAGAAGGUGAAGGGCGACGGCGAGAAGAGCAAGAUCUACGAGAAGUGGUCCAAGGCCACCAAGCGGCGGAUCCAGAAGGUGGGGGAGGUGGAGGACGCCUCAGCGGAUCCGCUGGGGAAGUUGCAGAAGUCCCAGGCCAGGGUCGUGGACUUCGACGCCGAGGGCGAGGUGGAGACGGCCAGGAAGCCUGUGGUGCCAUUCCAUGGCACUGUCUCGGAGGAAUUCUUGACCCACAAGCAGAAACGGGCCCUCAAGAAGCGCGCGAAGCUGGACACGGUGGCCGCGGGCACCGAAGCCAAGGCGGAGUUGAAGACGCCGCAGCAGAUCCAGCAGGAGAAGAAGCUGCGGGAGAAGAACAAGCUGAAGCAGAAGCCCUGGCUGCGGAAGGCCAAGGCCAGGGAGUCCAAGGAGGCCCGCAUGAAGAAGUUGGAGGAACGGCAGAUGCGCUAUGGCGCCAGGACCAAGGCCAAGAUGCUCAUCUUCGACGGGCCCCGGCAGUGGAAGAAGCGCGCCCCCGCGCCGCAGAAGGGCUACGGCAGCCGCCACAGCUUCUAG
Molecule: messenger RNA, 2391 nt
Organism: Effrenium voratum
Lineage: Eukaryota; Dinophyceae; Suessiales; Symbiodiniaceae
Source: the annotation of a GenBank genome assembly